Messenger RNA from Asterias rubens (European starfish), 1550 nucleotides. RefSeq lists its product as uncharacterized. The record is from RefSeq and is a predicted model, not a curated record. NCBI's taxonomy places the organism in Eukaryota, Metazoa, Echinodermata, Asteroidea, Forcipulatida, Asteriidae. Bases 391 to 1473 code for a protein of 360 amino acids. The transcript has 7 exons.
AAUUUGCACUUUGCUCCCCGUUGUGGGUUUUAGUUUUUGACUUGUGGCCCACCGAGUCACCAUAAAGUUUACCACGAUUAUCCGAAGUUUGCCAGGUGUGCAAGACAUCUCUUUGCCAUUGCCCCACCCACCCCUAAUUGGUAUCAUGCUGAUGGGAACUAUCUUGCAGUUUGUUGUCUUUCUCUACGUUAACACGGUAGCUGAUGGAGCUCCUAUUGACCCAACGUGUCCUGGAAAGAUCCCUCGGUUUUUUAUGAUACAACAUGCAAGUAUUGUCCUUCAUGCAAACUUGGUUAUGGUCUAUCUGAGCUGUGUGGAAAUGGUCAAGGCGCCAAUGCAGUUUGCCAACAAUGUCCAACGGGGUAUUUCUCGGACAGCAACUCUGUGGAGAUGUGUCAACCGUGCAAAUCCUGCCCGACCGACAUGAUGGAAGCUGCGCCUUGUGAUUCCACGUCUAACCGUAAAUGUGUACCGUGCAAGUGUGGUUUUGUCGAGGGUCAAUGUAGAAGCUGUGAGGAUGUCGACAAACCUGACGAUGAGCCUGAGGAUGUCGACAAACCUGACGAUGAGCCUGAGGAUGUCGACAAACCUGACGAUGAGCCUGAUGAUGUCGACAAACCUGAUGACACCAUUGACGAGAAUGGGUCUGAAUUCCCUCAUGGACCUGGUGCCAUUGCUUUGUAUGUGGCCAUCCCCCUGGUCUUACUGCUUGUAUUAUUGGCUGUACUUUACUUCAAAAAAGAAAUCUGGGGAUUCGCAAAAAGGACGGCUCUCUCUUCGGACCAUCGAGAUGAAAGAAAUCAACAUUCAAAUUCAGACAACCCGGAAGGACAACACUUUGUCGUAGGAGAUCAAAAUGGUGUAGAAAUAAAGACUCAUGCCGAAGCCAACAUUAUUCACAAAGAAGAGGUGCAGAUGCUGAAUGCUGUGCCUUAUCGUCGUAGUGACUGUUCGGUCUUGGAAUCACAGUCUGACGGUUUUAAUCUCGGGUCUCCUACUUCCUCUACUGGCACUCAAACCUCAUCUUUCCGGUAUAGUGAUGUGUCCGGUCUUGAAAAUCGAUCGUGGGAAUUUGAAGAAAAGCUGCGGAAAGCUAUUGAGAAGACCAAAGAUACAUCUCUGGGCGACAUGAAGCAGGCAGAUUUGAACAUCCUUGAGCGAUACUUACAAGCAAAAGGCGUUGUAGCAAAAUAUCACUCCACAUCCGAGCCUAACUACUUGACCAUAGCCAACAUGUACGAAAUUGACAUAUACACACAAAGAGGAUUCGAAUCCGUCACUGACGUCAUCAGCCACAUCGCCAAUACAGACAGAACGCAUCCGACUGUAGCCGAUUUCUUGAAGAAAGUUUACGACAGCGACCAGUGUUUUCAAUCUCUGGUAAAGCUAGUUGAGCAAAUUCUUGAUCGGACAGUAGAGCACGGACAAGAGACACAGACACAGGCUAGUCAGAGUGGUGAAUUAUGGGUUUGACUGGGGAAUACAUUAUGUGUCCUUAAAGGCAGUGGACACUAUUGGUAAUUUCUCAAAAAAAUUAUUAGCAUAAAACC